Messenger RNA from Mangifera indica (mango), 1179 nucleotides. RefSeq names its product agamous-like MADS-box protein MADS4. Gene Ontology annotation, molecular function: DNA-binding transcription factor activity, RNA polymerase II-specific; protein dimerization activity; RNA polymerase II cis-regulatory region sequence-specific DNA binding. Gene Ontology annotation, cellular component: nucleus. Lineage: Eukaryota; Viridiplantae; Streptophyta; Magnoliopsida; Sapindales; Anacardiaceae. Bases 207 to 941 code for a protein of 244 amino acids. Gene Ontology annotation, biological process: positive regulation of transcription by RNA polymerase II. The transcript is spliced from 8 exons. The record is from RefSeq and is a predicted model, not a curated record.
CAAGUAUUGCGUGUAAGAUGAGAAAUGGAGAAGUAGACUAGAUUCUAAUGAAGACACCGUACGUACAUACCUCAAAUUAAUUUAUGUACAGUAUAAGAUUUAUGAGAGCAUGUAAAGAAAGUACAGGGGUUUGUAAGUAUAAGUAGAGAAGCUUUUAUAUUUGCAAGUUUUGAUCGUCUUGUGAGCUGUGAGAUUGAGAAAAAAAAAUGGGAAGAGGUAGGGUUGAGCUGAAGAGAAUAGAGAACAAGAUCAACAGGCAAGUGACCUUUGCGAAGAGAAGAAAUGGGCUGUUGAAAAAAGCUUAUGAGCUUUCUGUUCUUUGUGAUGCUGAGGUUGCUCUCAUCAUCUUCUCUAAUAGAGGAAAAUUGUACGAAUUUUGCAGCAGUUCAAGCAUGCUCAAAACACUUGAGAGGUACCAGAAGUGUAACUAUGGAGCACCAGAACCGAAUGCGUCCGCAAGAGAGGCCCUGGAGAUAAGCAGCCAGCAGGAAUAUCUGAAGCUCAAAGCACGUUAUGAAGCUUUGCAAAGAUCCCAAAGGAACCUCCUUGGAGAAGAACUUGGCCCUUUAAGCAGCAAAGAGCUUGAGUCACUUGAAAGGCAGCUUGACAUGUCUUUGAAACAGAUCCGAUCAACGCGGACUCAAUACAUGCUGGAUCAGCUUAUGGAUCUUCAACAGAGGGAACAGAUGCUCACUGAAACAAAUAAGACCCUGAAACAAAGGUUGAUGGAAGGAUACCAAAUAAGCUCAGGGCUCCAGUUGAAUCCAAGUGCAGAAGAAAUGGGGUAUGGCCGCCAACCUGCUCAACCUCAUGGGGAUACCUUCUUCCAUCCUCUGGACUGUGAACCGACAUUGCAAAUCGGAUCAUUUCAACAUGAAGCAAUAACAGCAGUAAGUGCAGGCCCGAGUGUGAAUAACUACAUGCCAGGAUGGUUGCCGUGAAAAUGAAGAGAGCAAAAAUGUCAUCCAUGGAAUGCAUGCAAUCCAUUCAUAACUCAUAAUUGAGACUGGAAGAUUAUCUCUUUGUAAGUAGUUUAUUUGGAGAAGGAAAACACGUAUGCAUUUAUAUUAAGAGUAGUCUGUGUACUACGUACGUACCCUAAAGAAACUGAAAGUAGUAUCUGUUCUCUGUGUGUUUUGACAGAUUCAAGAUUUAAUAAUCGCUUUGAUUGAUUUUACA